AUGGCCACACCAAAAAAGAUAAUUUUUUUUUUUUUUUUAAUCUCAAUUGUUCACCUUCUCCAACACCGUAUAAACUUGAAUUAUAUCAAGAUCCUAUCAUUUCAGUUUUUUAUUUUUAAAAUAUUAAUAGAAUAUCCUGAAAAAGAAGAUUCUCUUUCAAUUUUAAAAGAUUUCGUUAAUAUUUCAUCCGAAUUCCCAAUUUUGAAAUUAGAUUAUAUAACACUUUUCACCGGAGAAAAUACCUAA
Dictyostelium discoideum AX4 is the source of this 246-nucleotide messenger RNA. RefSeq lists its product as hypothetical. The record is from RefSeq and is a predicted model, not a curated record. The transcript has 2 exons. Lineage: Eukaryota; Evosea; Eumycetozoa; Dictyosteliales; Dictyosteliaceae. Bases 1 to 246 code for a protein of 81 amino acids.